AUGACCACCCCCACCCCCUACCCCCCCGCCGACCGCUACAAACACACCUCCACUCCCUCCCUCCUAACCGCCGCCCAAACCGCCCAAUCCCCCAUCGCAUGGCUGAAGGCUGACCACGACCGCCUCUUCCACCUGAUGGACACCUUCUUCAUCCUCCCCGCCACCUCCCACGCCCACCGCGAAGCCCUCGUCGACGAGCUCGUCCGCAGUACCUCCAAACACGCCUCAGCGGAGGAGAGGGUCAUCUACCCUCUGAUCAGGGACAGGUUGCCGAAUGGCGGGAUCGUUUACGAGCGGAACGUGUCGGAUGAUCAGAUCAACAAAGAAUAUUUGAGCCUCUUGCAUAAGAUGCGGAGCGAGCGGGAUGGCGACCUGUUUGAUCGGAGCGUGGAUAAGUUUCGGAUGAUUGAGAGGGAGCAUUUGAGUAUUGAGGAGGAGUUUUUGGAUCAGUUGGAUGCGUUGUUGAGUGCGGAGGAGAGGCCAAGCGUUUAUAAGGCAUUGAUUGCGGCGUGGGAGAAUGCGCCUGUGUAUCCACACCCGGAUACGGGGCCGAGCAGGGCCCCGUUUGCGAAUGUUGUGCAUCCGGUUGCGGGGUUGGUUGAUAAGGCUUAUGAUUAUGUGAGGGGGGGUAGGCCGGCUGAGAAGUUGGAGGAUUAG
Molecule: messenger RNA, 657 nt
Organism: Fimicolochytrium jonesii
Lineage: Eukaryota; Fungi; Chytridiomycota; Chytridiomycetes; Spizellomycetales; Powellomycetaceae
Exons: 1
Coding region: 1-657 (218 amino acids)
Source: RefSeq, a predicted model, not a curated record